AUGUCUGCUUUGACGGAAAUCUCGCUCCCAAGCUUUCGAAAGAUUGCUUCGGGCAAAGUGCGCGACCUGUUCGAGCUGCCAGACAAGAGCACCCUUCUCUUUGUGGCCUCCGACCGUGUCUCUGCAUACGAUGCUGUUCUGAAGAACCCAAUCCCUGACAAGGGCAAGAUUUUGACACUCGUCUCGGCUCAUUGGUUCCAAGUUUUAACAGAGCGCAUUCCCGGUCUCCGCACCCAUUUCAUCAGUCUCGAUAUUCCCGAGGGCGUUACUCCCGAAGAAGCAAAGACCAUCAAGAACCGUUCGAUGGUUGUGAAGAAGCUUUCUGUUAUCAAGAUCGAAUCAAUUGUACGAGGUUACCUGACAGGCUCAGCUUUCAAAGAGUACAAGCAGAAGGGAACCGUCCAUGGCAUCAGCGUCGAGCCGGGUAUGGAAGAAGCCCAAAAGUUCAAGCAGCCUCUCUGGACUCCAAGCACCAAGGCUGAUGCUGGAGAACACGACGAGAACAUCCACCCUGAUGACGCUUGGAAGGAGGUUGGCGAUCGUGAGACUGCAGACCGUGUGAAGGAACUUUCCCUCAAGAUAUACGAGGAGGCCGCCAAGUAUGCCGAAGAGCGAGGCAUUCUCUUGGCUGACACCAAGUUCGAAUUUGCCAAGGAUGGGGAAGGAAACAUCUACCUCGUCGAUGAGGUUCUGACCCCUGAUUCUUCUCGAUUCUGGCCAGCAGCCGGCUAUAUGCCUGGCCGCGACCAGGACAGCUUUGACAAGCAGUUCAUUCGCAACUGGCUCACUAAGGAAGGACUCAAGGGCAAGGAGGGCGUGGAGCUACCCCAGGAUAUCGUUCAGGCUACAGCAGACCGCUACCGAGAGGCCUUCCUCAUGUUGACUGGUAAGAAGUUCGAGGAUGCUGUUAGCCAGUAG
Molecule: messenger RNA, 918 nt
Organism: Fusarium tjaetaba
Lineage: Eukaryota; Fungi; Ascomycota; Sordariomycetes; Hypocreales; Nectriaceae
Product: phosphoribosylaminoimidazole-succinocarboxamide synthase
Exons: 2
Coding region: 1-918 (305 amino acids)
Biological process (GO): 'de novo' IMP biosynthetic process
Cellular component (GO): cytoplasm
Molecular function (GO): protein binding; phosphoribosylaminoimidazolesuccinocarboxamide synthase activity
Source: RefSeq, a predicted model, not a curated record